Molecule: messenger RNA, 2127 nt
Organism: Bradysia coprophila
Lineage: Eukaryota; Metazoa; Arthropoda; Insecta; Diptera; Sciaridae
Product: intraflagellar transport protein 74 homolog
Biological process (GO): cilium assembly; intraciliary transport involved in cilium assembly
Cellular component (GO): intraciliary transport particle B; cilium
Molecular function (GO): beta-tubulin binding
Source: RefSeq, a predicted model, not a curated record
CAACUGUUAGAAGUUCGGUGUUUGAAUGUUUGGUCUGGGUUGCUAACGAAACUAAAAUUACAUCGAUACAGUGUUCAUGUUGUAUCGGAGAAAAUUCGUCAUUCUUUUAUCAUUAUUGAAUGGAUUCAGCAACUUCACGUUCGUCUAAUCGACCUGUAUCUCGUAGAGGUGGAGGAGGAGUUGCGCCUGAAACAAUGACAGCAGAGUCACCGAUACAAUAUCGUCCAGUAACACGGAGUGGUCCACGACCUCCAUCCGCGUUACGAAAUGGAACAGCCAGCCGACUAACAUCGUCGUUGGGUGGUCCAACAACAGGCAGUCGCAUUGGUACUGCUAUAGGAAAUGUUGGAAAUAACAUAUCGGAGAGACCAAUCACCCAGCAUGGACUGAGUGGAUUGCCAACUGCUCACGGUACCGCCAAUCGGUUGAUAAAGGACAAACGUUACUGGCAAGCUCAACUUCAAAUGAAAAUGAACGAAAUUACGCGAGAAACAGAUAAGUUGAAUAGAGAACGGCAAGUCAUGGAUCGCGAAAGGUCUGCGAAACGAAGUUUUGAGAAAAAAGUCAAAGAAGCAACGAAGGAGCUUACAAAUCUUCAAUCUAAAUUAACGGAUAUGAACAUUGUACUGGACAGUCACAGCAGUGGGACAACACGUCAACAAAUUCAGCAAGAGGCAAUCGCUAUUCGGGAACGAAAUGAGAACAUUCAAAGUCAGUUAGAGAUGCUGUUCAACGAAAGGCAAUCGAAGGAAGACAAGAACAAGGAAUUGGAACGGAAAAUUAAUGAAGAAAAGGCUAAAAUCAACGAAAUGAUUUUCGCACUAUCGCCAGCGGAUCAGGAACGUUACCGUCAACAUGAGAAACAACUGGAAAAUCUUCGGGCGCAAAAUUCUGAAAUUCACGACCAAAUCGAUUCUCUAAUUAAACAGAAACAACGUAUGGAAGCGACGUUAUCCACCUCUCAAACACGGAUGGAAGCUGCUCGAUUGCUGACCAAGUUAAAUGAACUGGUGGCUAAACGAAAUAAUCUGCGUGAAGAAGAGGCCAAUCGUCUUACUCCAGCCCAAGAAAGGGAAAAGUUAAUUGUUGAAGUGAGGGCGAACAAUCAGGCCUUGACCAGCAUGAAUAAGCAAAUGAAACAAAUCGAAGAUCAACUAACUGACAAAAAGGAAACGUUGCAACAAAUCGAACAAGACUUGGAAGAGAGCAACUCUGAACGGCAUGUCAAGUACAUGGAAUUGAAAAGACGAGACGAAACAAUGUCUGCAUUCAUGGCCACGUUUCGUGCGAGCAUGGAGGAAGAGCAAAAUAAUAUUGACACACUGAAGAAUCAAAUAACUUAUGCCAUCGAACAGAUUACUCUGCAGGGCAUUAAUUUAAAGAACUACGGCAUCACAAAGUCAUCGAUCCUGAACGAAAAGAAUGAUCUCAGUUCACAAGAGGGCCUUCUCAAGGAAUAUAAAAAGUUGAGCAUCCAGCUGAAGCAGCUGCAAAUACUAGAAAAGAGGACCAAAGACCAAAAGAAUGAGCUGAAUGCUGAAGAAGUAUCGGUUAAUGAGGAAAUUGUUAAAUUUAGUAAUUUGGAUGUAUUGAGAGAUGAUGCUGCUGCUAAAAUGGAGGAAAUGGCAGCUACGCUUGAAGAGUUGAAGAAGAAGGAAAGAGUGACGGAGAGUGUUGUUCAAGAAGCUAGAAAGCGAAAUGCAGAAAUUAAGGAAAAACUGCGAAGCAACGAAAACUAUCGGCAAAUAUCUCAUUUAGAAGAGAAACUGACCGACUUGAUAAAAGAAAAUAAAAUCUUGGAGGAAUCUUUGUUCCAGACGAAAAAGGAAUUUGACUAUUCGGAAUUGAAGCGACAGGCUGAAGAGAAUUUAAACUAUGUCUUGGAAGCUAUUAGGAAUGAAAGUGUUGGAUUUUGAUUUCUUUUUUAAGUUUGUUGCGUUGAAGUGGCACGAUUAGCUUAGUGUGGCUCGUAGAUUUUUAUAGUAUAUUGUUCACCAAUGAAAAAAAAAUUUGCAAAUUUAAUCUCAAAGGUGUUGUCUGUGGCCAGAGCGUAGCGAGGGUAACAAUCACCAGGGAAUAUGAAAUUUCGUACUUUUUUCCCGAGGUCAACACAACGUUUUUCACAAC